AUGGGACAUGGCAGUGCCUUCGAUCCCGAUAGAGACAUCCCCUCUCUUGAGGGCAAAGUCAUCCUCAUCACAGGCGGUAAUGUUGGUCUUGGCAAGCAAUCCGCAUUAGCUCUAUCGAAGCACCAGCCUUCGGAGCUUUGGAUAGCUGCUCGCAGUGCCAAAAAAGCCGAUUCCGCCAUUGCCGAGAUUAAACAACUAAGCCCUGCGGUUCAAGUUCGGUUCCUAGAACUGGAUCUAGCAUCCUUUGCCUCCGUCAAAACAGCCGCCGAAGCUUUUCUUAGUCCCGUCUCACGCCUCGAUAUUCUUAUGCUUAAUGCUGGUAUCAUGGCAUGCCCCCCUGGCCAGACCACGGAGGGGUAUGAAGUGCAGUUUGGCACAAACCACAUGGGCCAUGCCCUACUGACUAAGAUACUUCUGCCACUCUUGAUCCGCACUGCCUCGUCAUCUCCCAGAAGUGACGUACGAGUCGUGAGCGCAAGCUCGGUUGCUCACAAGUUCGGCCCCUCAGGCGGCAUUCAAUUCGACACUCUCAAGUCUACUGCCACCGCAAUGUCAACCAAUGAUCGCUAUGGACAAAGUAAACUCGCGAAUCUCCUCUUCAUCAGAGAACUAGCUGAGCACCACCCUGAGCUUACUGUAGCGUUGAUCCAUCCUGGCACCGUGAAGACAGACUUGCAAAAGUCAAAUGAUGGGAGCUGGAUGAUCAAUGUAUUCCAGAAGGUCGUUGUUCCACUCAUUGGUGUCAGUGUAGAAGAAGGGGCCAAGUCUCAAUUGUGGGCGGCUACAGCAAAAGGAGUUCAGAGCGGGGAGUAUUAUGUUCCUGUUGGUGUAUCGGGAGAAGGGAGUCAGUCGUCCAAUGACAAAGCCUUGGCAAAGAAGCUAUGGGAUUGGACUGAGAAGGAGCUGGAGUCGUACAUUUAG
This is a messenger RNA of Fusarium tjaetaba, 921 nucleotides long. Its product is annotated as alcohol dehydrogenase Bli-4. The coding region runs from base 1 to 921 and encodes 306 amino acids. NCBI's taxonomy places the organism in Eukaryota, Fungi, Ascomycota, Sordariomycetes, Hypocreales, Nectriaceae. The transcript has a single exon. The record is from RefSeq and is a predicted model, not a curated record.